UAUCAUAUCAACACGGGACAGGGGACAACUGAGAGAUGGCUGUAUACCAGAUUGGGGAAGUGAGAGAAUUCCUCACCUGUGUGAUUUGCCAGGAACUGUACACAGACCCCUGUACACUGAGGUGUGAUCACACAUUUUGCAGGAAAUGUGUCACUGCAUACAUCCAAACCAGACCAGAUGCUGUACAGUCCAAGACGAUCCCUUGUGCCUUCUGUCGACAAGAUACCAAGGUCCCCCACCCCAGCCGGCCAGUGGAGGAGUGGGCGGGGCAGAUCAAACCAAGCAUCAUUAUACAGGGGCUGAUUGACACACAAGCCGACGUUGUCAAAACGGGUUCUGCUUCAUGUUGCUCUGUGUGUGAGAAGUUAGGGGAGACAACACCGGGAGCCUCAUGGUGUUCUGAGUGUCAAGUGUCCCUCUGCGAGAGAUGUGUCAAGAUACAUCGUGCAAGUCCAGCAUCACAUGACCAUGAAAUCUGUGACCUUUCAGGAGAGGUCAAGGUGAAGAGGAGACGCAAGGUCAUGUGCAGGGAACACAAGGAUGAGGUUAUAAAGCUUGUGUGUAAAGACUGCCACAAAGCUGUGUGUCCGACAUGUUGUGUUAUUUACCACAGGCAAUGUGAGUCUGUCAUUACCAUAGAGUCAAUGAUGCCAACUAUGAAAUACCACUUGAGAAAAAGCGCGGAACAGUUAUCAAAGAAAAUACAUAGAAAACAUACAAUUGUUCAGAAAACAAACAAGAAGGUUAGCGGAAUUGAGAAAAACAAAAUAGCAGUAGAAAAGGAUAUCAAAUCUGUUGUUGAGAGAGCCAUCGCCAACAUCAAGCAGAAAGGAAAACAACUGAUGAAUGAAGUCAAGGAUAUUACAGACAAACAAACCAAGGAACUUAAAGUAGAUGUAAAACUUGAAGAGAUUGAGAUGCAGAUGUACAGACAACAUUGUGAGUUCAUUGACCAGGCAUUGGUAUCGGACUGUGAGAUGGACCUGUAUGACGCGUAUCAGGCCUGGGAGUCGGGGGCUGUAGAGUUGGGGGAUGUCAGGGACACAGACACAGCAGACACACGGAGAAUAGAUGAAAUCAGGUUUACACCUGACACUGACAACGUCCAGCACAUCCUAGAUGACCUACAGCUGGGGAGGAUUGACGUCACAUACCAGGAUCAGGGCACAUGUCUGCCUUCUCCAGUGCUGAUGGACGUGAUAGAUGGGAGGAUGGCGGGUGAUGAGGGGGAGCCUGCUCUAUGUGACGUCACAGUUCUGGUUGUAGAUGGCAUACAGACAGUUGUGGUCACUGACUUAAAUAACAAGUGUGUGAAAUCCUUCUACACCAGAAACAACUUGACAUGCAAAAGUAAACUUCCCCUGGAUAACUUUCCAUGUGGUGCAACACAUUUGAAGGAGAAGCAGGUGAUGGUUACUGUCCCUGACUCAAGUCAGAUUGUUACAGUGGAAGUGACCCCUGACCUGGUGCUGCUCUCAACCAUCACAACAAGCAUGGACUACUACAGUCUCGCUGUUCUGACUCCUUCAUCUCUAGCAGCAGGUACUACCGCCUGUGUUGACAUCCUGGACAUGGCAGGACACGUGCUGAGGUCAGUCACUACACACAACAAUGAGACGCUGUUUGCCUCCCCCACCGACAUUUGUGUCAACAACAAGGGCAACAUACUCGUGUCUGACUGGGGGAAGAAGUCUGUGACAUGUGUGACGUCAGAGGGGGAUGUUGUGUGGAGAUACGCCCCUACUGGAGACAGAGCACUUAGCCCUUAUGGUAUCUCAACUACUCUAACAGGAGACAUCCUGCUUGCAGGCAUCAGUAAUGUUACAAGGCUGACAGAGACAGGGGAUUAUGUCACAGAUCAUCAGGACAUUGACUGUGAUCCACAAGGAUUGUAUGUCGAUAGACAUGACACACUGUAUGUUUGUGGUGGAGGUCAGACACACGAAAUCAACUUCAUGUAGUCACAUCAACCACUGCAUGCUUUCAAUCAUCGGUAUCGCUGGUGUUAAAUGCACUAUAAGAAAUCAAAAUGGUCUUUUCCGAUUGGGGUGUGAAUGAUCAUACAAAGGUGUAUCCAUAGACAUUAUUUUCACAUCAUUACACAUAACAUUAGGCAAGACAAGACAAUUUAUUCAGUAUAGAGGCCAGUGGCCCAAAAUACAGACAUAUAAAGGUUUCAUUUCAUAGCGCUACUUUACACACACACACAC
Messenger RNA from Haliotis rufescens (red abalone), 2210 nucleotides. RefSeq lists its product as uncharacterized. Gene Ontology annotation, molecular function: protein binding; zinc ion binding. The coding region runs from base 36 to 1961 and encodes 641 amino acids. Lineage: Eukaryota; Metazoa; Mollusca; Gastropoda; Lepetellida; Haliotidae. The record is from RefSeq and is a predicted model, not a curated record. The transcript is spliced from 3 exons.